Molecule: messenger RNA, 3170 nt
Organism: Xiphias gladius (swordfish)
Lineage: Eukaryota; Metazoa; Chordata; Actinopteri; Istiophoriformes; Xiphiidae
Gene: cxcl12b
Product: chemokine (C-X-C motif) ligand 12b (stromal cell-derived factor 1)
Exons: 4
Coding region: 67-375 (102 amino acids)
Biological process (GO): chemokine-mediated signaling pathway; defense response; chemotaxis
Cellular component (GO): extracellular region
Molecular function (GO): chemokine activity; chemoattractant activity
Source: RefSeq, a predicted model, not a curated record
UGGAUUGUAGCAGAGGGACAGAGAGAGAGUGAGAGCAGCCCACCUGCAGCCUGUUAGCCCACCACCAUGGAUGUCAAACUGCUGGCAUUGAUGGCUCUGCUGGCCGUGGCCACACACACACCAACCUCCAGUGCAAAGCCCAUCAGUCUGGUUGAGCGGUGUUGGUGUCGUUCCACCCUCCACACAGUUCCUCAGCGCUCCAUCAAAGAGCUCAAGUUCCUCCACACACCGAACUGCCCCUUCCAAGUCAUUGCCAAGCUGAAGAGCAACAGGGAAGUUUGCAUCAACCCAGAGACCAAGUGGCUGCAGCAGUACUUAAAGAACGCCAUUAACAAGGUGAAGAAAUCCAGAAGACGCAAUAAUAAGAAAAACUAAACAAGACAUGAAGGGAUGACAUGUAUGUCGUCAGCCCUGUGGCAAACCUGUAUACCUCGCUGUCACUGCUAUGGAUGCAUGUAAACAUGCUGUAUGUACCUGUCCACUUCUCUGGACCGCUUGCAGAACCAGCACUUCACUGCCAAGUCGUGCCGUCCCCAGCACCACCAUUGAUCCCUCUGGAUGCCCACAUGGUCACCUCCAGCCCUCUAUGUUAGCACCAAAUGCAGCUACGCAUUUGUAUGAUGGGAUGCAUGUUGUCAGAUGUAUGUUUGUGUGAGCGCUGGGCGAUUGGCAUGAGAAAGAGAGCAAGAUAGUGUGAGUGUGCGUGUGUGUGUGUAUGUGUGUGCGUGUGUGUGUGUGUGUGUGUGUGUGUGUGUGUGUGUGUGUGUGUGUGUGUUGAAAGUGCUUCACAUGAACUGACUCUGACUUUGUGUCUCAAUAUAGUAUUUUGUUACUUCACAUAGCCAGAAACGAACAAAUUGAGCUUUCUGUCUCACACACAAGGUUUUAUGGGUAAUGCUACCAUCAUGGUCCUUUCUAAAUCGCCCAAAUUUGGUUUGCCAAACUGAAGAAGUGUAUCAUUCAGGAAUUCACCCAUUGACAAUAAUCAGUUAUAUUUACAGCAAUACAGUUACCUCAAGUUCAAUGUUUUUAGAAAAGAUUGAGUUCUAAUUACGUGAUCUUACAUUCAUUAAAAAAAAAAAAAUUAUAUAUUUAGGAUGGGGAUUCUACAGACUAAUGAAAAAGCUUCUUCUGCUACGAUGUGAACGUGUCAUUACUCCUAGAUUGAAGGGUCAUUGGACAGACUGGCCAGUGGGGUUAACCCUCCACAAGCGGUGACCAAUAGGGGCAGCCCCUGCUACCACAGGUAUUGCAUUGUCUUUGAGCUUGCUGCAGGAAUUACACAGAGAGGAAGCUCACGCAAACUGUUUAAGAAACAAUCACUGAUCUUAUGGUGCUAUAUAUUCAGUAUAAGGGGUCAGAGCCUUUGAUAUAAAUGUAUUUCACUGUUUAUUUUAUGCAAGAUUUGAGAUGGGAUGUUGUGACUUCUAUGUCUAAUAUGAAACACAGUUAUGUUUUUACCAGUCGCCUUUUAAGCGCCUUAUUAAAGGGACUGGGUAAAUGUUUCUCAUGACGACAGAGCAAAUUAACGGCAGUAUUUUCAUACCAACACCUAUCCUUGGUAGGAAUGACAAGCUAAUAAGCUGUCAUAUAAAACAUAAAGAUGAAUGAUCAAUGUCACAAAGGGAAUGUUCACAGUGGCAAAAAGAAAUCAUCCUUUUUUAUAUAUAUUUGAGCCACUUGUGUGUGAUGUGUCUUUUAUAUGUAAUGGUUUUAUUUUUCUAAUGUGUAUAAUUUUACUAAAUGUUUUUUUAAUGCAAUGUACAGUAGGCAGUAGCUACUAAAUGAAGGCUAUUCCGUAAAAUGCAAAAAACAGUAUUAAAAUUCAUUUUCAAGGUUUCAUGCAAUAUUUCACAUACGUGUAAUGGUUUAUUUGCAAGUAUUUUAUCAACAGUAUGCAACGCCAAAUGAAUAAAACACUACCGAUACAAUUUUUUUACAAUUUGGAUACAAAAAUCAGCUAAUCAAGAUAAAUAUUGUCAUUAUGGUUUGUUGUUCUCUCCACAUUGGUUCCUUAUCAGGCAAUCUCGGGGUAAAACGGGAUAAAAUCUAUCAAGUCCUACACACAGUGAUUUAAAGCAAAAGCCACUGUCAUUGUGUUACAUGAGUCAGGAAAAUGUUUGGCUCAGCUCACCAGUCGUCCCCGUCAAAUGCUUGAUUUGAUUUUUUUUUUAUAGUGUUACUGAGGUUGAUGUAUGAUGUGUCAAUAGAGCCACUGAUCCUAAACAGAACAAAACCUUCGAGUUGAGAGCCGAGAGACCAACAUGUGCUUUCAAUCUGGACACUCCCAGCACUCCACAGGCUGUCAUUCAAUUUCACUCAACUGCAGCCAUGCCACAAAAUUACAGCCCUUUUUUUUCCAAGUCCUGGCAUUUGUAGGAAUUUUUAUGGUCUUUGUUUGGGUUUUUUUUUUUUUGACAUGGUCUAUUUGCUGACAGACUGGUUACAAGUGAUAAUCUUAUCAAAAUGCAGCUAAUAGUGCAAUAAUCCUGUAAGUGUUAUUUAUUCCCAUUAAUGUCAUAGAAGUUAAUGGACAUUAAUUUUAUAUCAUUACACUAACUGGUUUAAGCACAUUGCUGCAGAGUUACAUCUAGAAAGAAGAUUGUGACAUAAAAAAGUGGUCAACUGUAUUUGUGUUUACCACACUGUAAGCAAUUGUUUCAUUAAUGAUUUUGUGAAUGGGACACAUUUGUAACAAGCAAUUAGCUGUACUAAACAGAUUUAAAGUGAAUUUUUAUAGUACUGUGGUCCCAUUUAUCUCUUGCAGUUAGUGCCCCUCUCAUCAAACAAUAACUGUACACAACAUUUAGCUUGAUUACACUAUAUCUGCCAAAUAUACAGACAACUUUAUUAUCAUGCAUAUUCGCCACCAGAGCUUUUACGGUAAAUGGGUGGAUGAGAGCGUACUUUGGACCAAAUGUGCGCAAAAGUUUUACACAUCAAAACACAUUCAGGUUAACAUUUACUUUACAUUACUGUGUUAAUAAAAUAAAGUGCAUGCAUGUGUUCUGCUUUGGACCCCAAGACAAUGUGAAAUAACUUUAUUUCUUUUGAGGCAGCUUCUGACACAUAUUCUUCAUAUAUAUGAGAUGUAUUCGGGUAUUACCCUGUGUAUUUUCACUGUUUGUAAACCAAGAGGCAGUAUUUAGCUAUGAUACUCAAGCCCUUUU